Molecule: messenger RNA, 927 nt
Organism: Lathyrus oleraceus (garden pea)
Lineage: Eukaryota; Viridiplantae; Streptophyta; Magnoliopsida; Fabales; Fabaceae
Exons: 2
Coding region: 1-927 (308 amino acids)
Source: RefSeq, a predicted model, not a curated record
AUGGAUUUUGGAAGGAGAAGCAAUCAGAAGUACACUUUUAGGACUCCUAAGUUAGAGGACUUGAGAAAGUUAGUAUCUUUAGAUACUAGUACUGAGAACUUCCAAGACCGAUAUGGAAAGCUUUUGUCUAUUCUGGGUACUAAUAUGGAAGAUGGGAUCCUCAACACUUUGGUCCAGUUUUAUGAUUCUAUGUAUCAUUGCUUCAGUCUCCCGGAUUAUCAACUUAUGCCCACUUUGGAGGAGUAUCCAUAUUUGGUUGGUUUGCCUAUUUCUAAUCUGAUUCCAUUUUCUAGUUUAGAAGAAGAUCCAAAGCCUCUUGAUAUUGCCAAAGAUCUUCAUUUGAAGAAAUCCGAGAUUGAAGCUCAUAUGACUUCUAAGAGUGGUAUUCAAGGGAUUCCUGCCAAGUUCUUGAUAGGAAGAGCUCACUAUUUUGCUGGUAUGAGGAGUGUGGACGCAUUCGAGGCUAUCUUUGCUCUAAUCAUUUAUGGAUUGGUUUUGUUCCCCAAUAUUGAUAACUUCAUAGACAUUAAUGCCAUAAAGAUAUUCUUGAUUGGAAAUCCAGUUCCAACCCUUCUUGGAGACACUUAUUAUUUUAUUCACCAUAUGACUUCGAAGAGUAGGGGAAUAAUUGUUUGUUGCACGCCUUUGCUGUACAAGUGGUUUAUUUCUCACUUUUCGCAAUCUGCUUCCUUUUGGGAUCUCAAUAAUGGAUUAAGAUGUUGUGGUGAGUUUUCCAAUGUACCCCUUCUUGGUACAAAGGGAGGCAUUAACUACAACCCAGUUUUGGCACGUCGUCAGUUUGGGUAUGCUAUAAGGGGUAAACCAAACAACAUUUGGUUGAGUAGUUUCUAUCUCAAGGAAAAUGAAGAUAAUAGAGCUUUCAAGGAGAAGAUUGUUCGUGCUUGGUAUAAUAUUCAGAGGAAAUGA